GGAGGGGAGACCAGUUCUUAGGAUAUCAUGGACUCUGCCUGCAGAGAAGGUCGAAGGGUCCACGGGAGAAAGGAAGAAAAGAGAUCACGAUACCCUCUUGGACUUUGAUAUACCCUUACAAGCCCUAAUCUGAGAUAUACCAACCGAUGCUUGAUCUACUUCCUACCGUACCUUUUCCUCUUUGUUCAGCUUCGACAGUCUUACCUCACGUUUCCCAGUAUGUCGCGGGGACCUCUGAGCUCUCAAGGGAUGUGCAGUGGUAGUCUUUGACAGUGAACCACCGGGUGUUUGUCGCCACUCUCCACACGAUUUUGCCGCUCGAGUGGAGGUCGACCAGCUAGCUGAAAGGCACACUGCAGUUUUGACACUUUGCACCAUGUUUGAUCCUGGACCAGAUGACUAGGCUUGUCGCAGGGUCGUGAUGGCUCGGAUAUCAUCAGCAUGGCAUCUAUAUCCAGAGCAGCGCCUCCUCCUGGCUGGUCAAUGCCCCUCAGUCGGUCCAUAGUGUCCCUCCCCAGGCCCACAUCUUCUGAACUUAGAUCUAGUAUUGUCAUACCUACACUCCCUUCCGUCCUCCAAGCACUGCUGCAUAACGCCCUCGAAGCGAAAGCAUCCAAGAUCACAGUAUGGAUCAUGGACCCGGGUACAGGCGGGGUAGGCCUCAGAGUCGAGGACGAUGGGACUGGGAUUACCAGGUCGUCCUGGGAAUAUGUAGGAAAGAGAGGCUGGACUGGAAAGACUGCGAAAAACGCAACGAACGGAGGGACUUAUGCGUAUGGAUACAGGGGAGAAUCACUCGCCUCUAUCGCUUCGUUGGGGUAUUUAGAACUCAAUAGUCGAGCUGUCGGGUCCAGCGAGACAUAUACGAAAAUACUCAAGAAUGGAAAGGUCAUUUAUACUGGUAGAGCCUCCAGAGCUCUAUCAACACACGGCACAGUGAUCACUAUCAAGGACAUGUAUGAAAACAUCCCCGUCAGGCAGCGCUCUCUCGCUCUCGUCUCCUCAGCAUCGCUCGUCAAUGGAUGUAGAAAGAUCGUUGAACUCCUGGCGCUCGUUCACCCUGGAGUCAAGUGGUCACUCUACGAGGAUCACGCUAUCGGGACGUCAGCGGGACAUUCCAAGUCAAUCUUGUCACUGCGUGGAGGAAAGACCAGCGCGGAUAUAUUCCGGUCAUUGUAUGGCAGCUUUGGCGUCGAGAGGGUCCAAAAUAUCCGAGUCUCAGCUGGAUUUCGUCGCAUAGAUGGGUUCAUCAGUCUCGGAUCAGCAGUAAACAAGGCACACCAGAACCUCUACAUCAACGGCUGCCCUCUCGCCCGAUGCGAUCUCCACCAUAUCAUUGCCAAGCGCUUCUCGAAGAGCAGAUUCUCAAUCAUGACUGCGGAUGAUGCCUCGGACAGAGAGAUGACGAGUUCUCGCCGCUCGCCUAGGCGUCUAGAACGACAUCCCAUCUACGUACUGAAUGUUUCUCUUCCGUCCGAGGAUCUGGACAAUGCUUAUGGACCGCAGAAGAACAUAUUUGGGCACAGGGACGCUGGCUCGGUUCACGCUCUCAUUCUUGCCGUCAUUGAUGAAUUCCUCAAGCGACACGAGUUCAUCAAUUCCAAGACCGCGCCACAGUCACCUGUGGCUUCGAUACAGGCUUCCCAGUGUCCCACUAAAGCCUCAGAGGGACCAGCAUAUUCACCCGAGAAAAAGUCUUCAGUGGCCCCGUCCAGUCGAAGGGGUGCACCCAGUCGAAUGUCUCUCAACGACCGGAUGGAUCGCCUGUUCACGCCUUUACCCGCACCUUGCACACCGUGCGACGACGGCCGGCGAUCUGCGCCGCCUCGACCUCUCAAGCGGAGAGCUGAUGGAUCGCUAUCUGUGCCGGAGCCAGAUGUGCAAAUAGUCCCGAAGGAAUGGGUCGAUCAGCUUGUUCGAGACACUGAUGCUCAUGUCUUUGGGUAUACGAAUCAGCAGCGCGACGACACGCAUUAUCACCAUCGGGUGAGACUGGGGUCGACUUCUCGAUUGCUCGAAAGACUUGCUGCGUCGAAGUCUGGUGGACAUGCAGCAGAAGACUUCGAGAUCACAGCAGAGAGUCUCAGCCAUGCCCAUGUAAUUGGCCAAGUGGAUCGAAAGUUUGUUGCGUGCUCCGUCACAGGCCGACUCAAAACGGCAUCAAGUGCCACUGGAAAUGUUCGACAGAUCAUGGUCCUCAUUGAUCAGCAUGCCGCGGACGAGCGGGCCUCCGUAGAACCGAUCCUCAGCGAUCUGUGUCAAGGUUUCAUCUCUGGCACCUUGCAGACUGAGUCACUCAAGACUCCGAGUACGAUCAUUCUCUCCCGAGAGGAGAUGCGCACCCUUCGACAUCCUGGAGUUGUCACUCUUCUCGAGCGAUGGGGCAUUCACCUCGACCUCUCUGUGUUCGACCCUGAGACUGUGGACCUGAGUCAGGUCAAAGUGACGCGUGUGCCUGCUGCGCUACUUUCUCGCUUGGGUCGGAAAGAGGGGGGAGAGAUGACCCGAUUGUUGAGGCAGUACUUGCCCUUCCUAGACGAACAACAAGGAGAGAUCGAAGGGACUCUCACUCUCCUGGCAACGGGGACGCAUUCGUCAGGUACGACGCCCGUCGACUUCACAGACUGGCGACGAGUUCUACGAUGGAUGCCCACUGAGAUGCUAGAUCUGGCCAACUCCAAGGCGUGCCGAAGCGCCAUCAUGUUCCAGGAUAGUCUCGCGCUUGAUCAAUGUCAACGUCUUGUCUUUCGACUUGGUCAAACUCGAUUUCCUUUCGUUUGUGCUCAUGGUCGUCCAAGUCUUGUACCGAUCACUCCCAUAGAGAGUCAUCCGCCCGCCUCUACGAGGACCAUCGAUUGGGCUCAGUGGGCAGAGAAGCAUGUGUAACACUCUGAUAAUGAUAGAAGCAUGACCGACUUCGUGUUGUACAACUAUAUACUACUCUUCAUGACCACCUCUUGAACCCCAUCCAGUCGAUAGGAUUUGAUCGUCCGCCACAUUUAGCCGCAACUAUCAUG
Kockovaella imperatae is the source of this 3017-nucleotide messenger RNA. RefSeq lists its product as hypothetical. The transcript is spliced from 11 exons. Lineage: Eukaryota; Fungi; Basidiomycota; Tremellomycetes; Tremellales; Cuniculitremaceae. Gene Ontology annotation, cellular component: mismatch repair complex. The coding region runs from base 442 to 2886 and encodes 814 amino acids. Gene Ontology annotation, biological process: mismatch repair. Gene Ontology annotation, molecular function: ATP binding; ATP-dependent DNA damage sensor activity; ATP hydrolysis activity. The record is from RefSeq and is a predicted model, not a curated record.